AUGAAUGACAUCCUUCGAAAGAAAGUCUCCAAAGAACGAAUCACCUACUUAAUCUUGAUUCUCAUAACCAUUCUCGCAAUGGUAGCGGCAGUCCUCAAACUUUCCAAAUGGCUCCAGAGAUGCUUGCAAUUGAAGAAAUGGAUUCUCGAUUGCCAAAUGCCUCUCGAACGCAUUGAACCUUUCAUUGUGGAGGGACAAGUCUGUCCACCUUUCUGCAUCCAACCUCUUCAUGAAGAGGGUUGUAACUCGAGAAAACUAUUCGUAAAUUCCGAGCAAAAGAAACAUCAUGAUCCUACUUCUGUAGAGGACAAAUCUUCCCUCAUGAUGUUGGGUGAACGAGUGGUCAUCAUUGGAGGUUCCAUUGCUGGCUUGCUGAGUGCCAGUUGCUUAUCACCCUUCUUUAAGGAAGUGGUCCUGAUUGAGCGAUCCAAAUAUGAGGAAGGUGAAUCCGUCGUGAAACAUCGGCACGGUGAUUUACCUCAUAUUCUCGUGAAUCGAGGUCAGAGUGUCUUGGAUCGACUAUUUCCAGGUAUUAUUCAAGAGGUGAGAAGGAAAUCAGCUCAACUAUGGUCGCCUCAAACAACACCAUCAUCUCAACAAGACCACCACCAACAACAACAAGAAGAAGAAGAGAAAACACCAUUGGAAACAAGAGUUUAUGAGACACAUCCUCCUCCUCCUCGUCCAAAUCUUGAAGACAAGUUUCAACCCAAACAGCAAGAUUCAUCAUCUCCACCAACAAGUGAUCGAGUGCUGCUCAACAACCACUUGGAGUCGACUCGUCCUCGUCCUCCUCGAUUUGUCAUGAAGAAUUAUUUCAACGCCUCCCAACACUUGAAACUCAUCUACUCGGAAAACUCUCAACCUCUGAAACGAGUCCCGGACGGAAAUCAUGAGGUUACUAUUGUGUCGAGGGGAAUGUGGGAGAGUACCAUUCGAGAGUAUGUGUUUAAGGGAGCGAGGAAUAUCAAAGUCUAUGAUGGUUAUCAGGUCCUUUCGAAUGGAAAGGGAAUUAAGGUGAGAGUGGAACCGAGAGGAAGAAGUGAAAAAGAAGGAACUGCUUGUUGUUGGAGGAGUACCAAGUUGUCGUCUAAUGCUAAUUCUUCAUCCUCUUCGGUGAGCACGGAUCAACAACAACAACAACCCCCAAUGCCCCAAUCAAUCUCUGAUUCUCAGCCACAACAGUACAAUGUCCAAGUCUGUGGAGUGAUCAUGAAGAAAGUGGAAACAUCAGGAGGUGGAGGAACCACUCGUCAUCAUCAUGUACAUUCCACUCAUACCACAUCCAAUUCCUCAACAACAACAUCACCACCAACGACAAACAAUGACACUCUGAAACAUACAAACAGCCAUGAUCAUCAUGACGACGAUACAAUCGAGCUGGAUUGUGAUCUUUUAGUGAAUUGUGGAGGUAUUCAGACUUCCACCGAAUUUUCCAAAUUGCUUCGAGGUGUCGAACAAAUCAUGAUACGAGCAACUGUGGAUCCUUCAUUACAGAGAUCUGAUGAUGGUCUCCUUGGGAUAGAGGGACAUAAAUCAACAAUUGAAGAUGAAUCCUCUCUUCCUCAACAUUUACUCUUCUCUUCACGAAUUAACAAUAAGGUUCGAUAUCACUGUUUUUAUUUUGAACCCAAUGAAGAAGCUUUUGAUUUGUUGGAGAAGGGAAUUCCAGGAAAGUUACUGCGUUCACCAGUGACGAUUGUACGUGAUGAUGAUAAGCAUGAUGAUAAGGAGGAGGAUGCUUUUGCUUCAUCUCACUCUUUUUCUUCACAGGAUGACCAUGAUCAUGGUGGAUGGAACGAAAUAGACCACAACCAGAAACGCAACUAUUAUGCCUUUUAUCAUCUCUUAACGUAUCCACAAACGAAAGGAGUCUUGUGCAUACCCAUGGAGAGGAAUAUGUUCAUGAUCAAUCUCAUAACCAUUGCCGACGCUGAGAAGGAAAACAAUCGAAGAAUAUCAGAAGGAUUGACCUUACAGAAUGCCAAAGAACGAAUCAUUGAAUACUUUGCCAAAGGCUCACCAUUCGAGAAGGAUCUCAUCAGUGUUUUGCAAUGUAUGAAGGAUCAACCUCUCCGAAUUCCUCCUCCCUACGAAAAAGAAGGAAACAUCUUUGUACAUUAUGACCAAUUCUUCCACUUUGAGAAUCCUGUGAAUCAUAACGAGACGUUUUUGAGUGGUUUUAUUGCCAUGGGAGACUCGGUGAGUUCCAUGAAUCCAGUCUAUGCUCAGGGAAUGACCAUAUGUCUGGAAUCGGCACUCAUUCUGAGAGAGGCCAUUAAGGAAUUGGUUCUUCAACAACGAAAGCAAGGAUCUGAAGCGAACAAACUUGUUUCAUCUCUGCCUCGAGAAGAUGAACAUCACCCCAAUGGCGAAUCACAUCACUCUCUCAUCACCUUGGAGAAGAAUCCGACCAGCAGUAGUACUACUCACUCUCUGCAUUCAAAGAGUUCCAGAGUCUUUGACUAUGAAUUUUGUUCAAAUUUUCAACAAGCCAUUCACUACAUGUUGUUCAUUCCGUGGCUCAUGACCUCGUCGGAUGAUAUUCGAUAUUGUGACACAGAGAUUCCAGAUCGGCUACCAAAGGCUUCCUCCAAGUCGUCGCAACGAACUUUCCACAAUAACACUCCGAAGAGCUACUCGAGAAGUUGUCGAUGGCAAAAGUACAUGAUAGCUCCCCUAUUGGAUCUCAUGUUGUAUCGCAUCUUUUCUUCUGGAAGCACCACAGAGAUUGUUGCGAAUUACUUUUAUACUAUUCUUAAUAUGCAAGAUGGUUUCAGGUAUGCUUUUGGAAACGUAUUUAUACUGUUGAGAUUUGUGUUCAAAAGACAAUGUUUACUGAUGGGAUCCCUGUUGUUGAUCUUGUUGAUGGUUGGAGCGUUUGGCUUUAUUUUCCUCUUUGUAGCGGGCAAUACAAUGCCAGAACUUGAUCUCAUCAUUCAAGAAGCCCAAGGGCAGAUUGGACAACUUCAAUCCCGUCUUCAGGGAUGCCUCGGUACUGAUGUCUCCAUUGUUGUGGAUUGGGCUACCUUUGAACAAAAUAUUCAACAAGAUCUCCUUCCUUUCUCAUACGAAGUCUUGUGCUCGUGGAAUGGAUUCUUGGUUCUCGGUAAAAUUGUUGAUACUCUCCAAACGAUGAUUCAAGAGUAUGGAGGAAAUGCCCGUGAAGUCAUUGCUCGCCAAUUGGCUCAAGUUAGACUUCAAUGUAUUGCUGUUCCACCACCAAAACCAGUCGGAAAAGAAUUAACCACAGCAGAGAAACACAAACAAAAACUGGAAGAAGCUGAGAAUCCAACCAAACCAACCAUUACUUUGAAGGAUGGAGCAAUGACAAUUUCUGUUCAGUUAGGUUUGGGUGCCGCCGGUGUUCCAAGUUAUUCCUAUGUGAGUGAGACUCUGAACGCCUUGUUCGGAGUGAGUGCAUCCUAUUUUAAGCAGGUUUUGGAGGAUCGUAUUGCCAAGACUAAGGAGGAAAUCAAGAGAGAAGUCGACGAUCCAAACUUUGAUAUUGAAAUUGUUUUUGAUUGGCAAAGUUUCCAAAACGCUGGAAAUAUGGACUCUGCUUUGAAUAAUAUGGCUCGUUGGGAUUGUUGGUACUCCCUUCAAACAUUGCCUCGUGCUUUCAGAUGGGCCAAGUCCGAUUAUCCAGUCACACAUGAACGAUUGAAGAAAUCUCUCAAGAGAGUUGUGUUUUCCAAUGCCGAGGAUGACGGUGUUGAGAAGAGAUAUUGGCACAGCUAUGCCAUGUUGACCAAUGGAACAUUGGAAAUGAGAGGUGUUUACAGAGAAUAUUGGGGUUAUAUUUACAGCUACGAUGUAACACGAGCAGUUGCUUAUGGAUGCAUCCUCGACGAGGCUGAUCAAGCUUUUGAAAAUAAUGAAACUCUAGAUAAUGAGAAAUUGGACAUUUUGGUUCGUGCUGUUCGCGAAAUUUGUUCCUCUAGUGCAGUCAGAUAUGGAAACUUGAAGCCACUCAUUGAACUCUCAAAGAGAAAAUGCUUCCCUCAAUUGGACGAAAUCGAUCAAGAAGCUGUUGAAAUUUGCUUGAAAACAUACUAUAAGGAAGUCAUGUGUAAGAGUAACAAGAAGGAUGAAAAGAAGGAUAAAAAAGAUAAGAAGGAAGAAAAGAAGGAAGAUGAUGACGAAGAUGGAGAUGAACCUAUCCACGAAGAAGAGGAAGGCGAAGAGAAACAAGAAUACAACGAGGACGCACCAUUCCCAGAGACAGUCAUUAAGGCCUACUCGAUCAACAAGACUAACUUUAGAGGACAAGUACAAACUCGUCUCGCUGUUAUUACCAACAAGGCUCUUUACACAUUUGCCUUUGACUACAAGAAGAAGGAACUCAUCAAGAGAAGAGCUCACCGUUAUGUUUAUAACAACAUUUACUCCACUAGAUAUGGCCCUCUCAGAGAAGACAACAUUCAAGUGGUCGGAGGUGCUGCGGGCGCUAUUGCAAACGCUGCUCAAGACUUGAUGAAGGAUUUGUCAAACUAUGGUCUCAAGAUUUAUACCAAUAUCAUUACAUCCAUGAAGGAAAGAAUGACAGAAAAGGCCAUUUCAAAGGCAGUCAAAAAGUUUGUUUUCAAGAUUUUGAAAUUCCUUGUUGAAGAUGUUCUUACAAAGGCCAUCGGAACUGAAAAGGAACCUGUUGUUGAUAUUCCUGGUUUGCCAAAAUUCAACAGCCCUGGAUUCUUGCUUAGAACAGCUGCCACCAGUUUGUACAAAGACAAGGUUGAUACCCAAGUCAGCGUGAAUGGUCUUCCACAAGCCAAUGUGGCCCAUUCCUUGGAGGUUGCUUCUGAAAUGUUUGACACACUCUCAGAGACUGUUGAAUUGGAUCUUCCAAACUUGCCUAACAUGAAGCUAACUAAUUUGCUUCUUCAAAUUUGUGAAAUUUUGGAGCAGUACAAUGACGAUAUGGAUUUGGAAAUUCCAAGUUCUAUUACCAUCAGUUCUCUCAUCAGAAGUAUCAACCAUGCUGUCUACAACUUGGAACAAUCUGGUAAAACACCUACUCUCGAAUUUGAACAACCAAAGGAGUUGCCCUAUCAAGACAUGAUGGCCUUGUUGAAGGGAGCUUUGGAAAAUUACAAGAAUAAGACUGAAUUUGACAAUACUGCAGUUAAGAAUUUGGCCACUGGUGAGACAUUCCCCAAGUUGCCUGACCUUAUUGAACAAUUGAGCUCUGUUGCAGUUCCUCAUAUCAAAUUUGAUCCAUAUCCACCAGUACUUGUCGCUGCUAUUUUGAAGGCCAUUGCUGGUUACCUUGGUAAAUACAACUUGCCAGGUCUUAACUUGCUUGAAUUGAAGAUUCCAGGUCUAAGUUUACCAGGCUUGCCAAGAAUCAGUUUACCAGGUCCACCAUUGCCAGGAAUUCUUUCCAAACUCAAGCCUCCAAGUGAACCUUCAAGAGAAGAGUUUAUUGUUCAAGUCAACAAUCCAAAUAAGGCGUUGUCUAAGUUCUUGAGUGCUCAAUUCUGUUAUCUGAUCUAUGGUGCGCAAUCGAGUUCAUUGUAUCCUUAUUGGCCUUGGAGUCCAUGGGAAACCAGUUAUAUCUCUGUUCCUGUUUCUGUUGUGUCAAUGAUUUACAACAAAUCAGGAGGAAAAGGAAACAAGGACAAGGCUGAAAAGAAGUAA
Naegleria fowleri is the source of this 5640-nucleotide messenger RNA. RefSeq lists its product as uncharacterized. Lineage: Eukaryota; Heterolobosea; Eutetramitea; Acrasida; Naegleriidae. The record is from RefSeq and is a predicted model, not a curated record. The transcript is spliced from 4 exons. The coding region runs from base 1 to 5640 and encodes 1879 amino acids.